Molecule: messenger RNA, 1614 nt
Organism: Cavia porcellus (domestic guinea pig)
Lineage: Eukaryota; Metazoa; Chordata; Mammalia; Rodentia; Caviidae
Gene: Lyrm9
Product: LYR motif containing 9
Exons: 4
Coding region: 126-467 (113 amino acids)
Source: RefSeq, a predicted model, not a curated record
UGUCCUCUGUGGUUGCCCUCGCAGGUCUUGGCAACACUGUAUGGGGUUCACCUCUGCUGGGCUAAAGGCAAAUCGGACUGGUGAGUUAAUGGAUUCGUGUUAGGAGGAACUUGAAGCGUCUUGCUAUGCUUAGACCCUUCCUGAGAAGCACCAGAGCAAGGAGGCCUGGAUUUGUCUAUUAUCACCUCUGCUGGGCUAACGGCAAAUCGGACUGGACAGAGGUCUCGCCGAUGGCCCCACUGCCGGGGGCAGAGCUGGUCCAAAGGCCGCUGCAGCUCUAUAGAUAUUUACUGUGCUGUUGCCGGCAGCUGCCGACCCAGGGUAUCCAGGAGCACUACAAACAUGCUGUCAGGCAGAGUUUCCGGGUUCAUGCAGAUGAGGACAACCCUGAGAGAAUCCAGCAGAUUAUUAAAAGAGCCAUUGAAGAUGCCGACUGGGUCAUGAACAAAUAUAGAAAACAACAUUGAGAGCUCAGAGCCCAAAGGAAAGUCGGGGCUUCUUCUGGAGCUAAGCAGCAGCGGCAGCAUUUCGGAAUACUCUUUGGCCUUGUCGGCUGAGAGCUGGACAACUGAAGCAGGAGAAGCUGCAUGUGUUCCGCGGCUUCUCUUGCCGCAGCCAUGUUCCCAGCAGCCUUUCUGUUUGCCUUGCCUGCCAGUUAUGAUGUACAAGUUGGGGACAACGUGGUGUUUUUUUGUUUCUUCUCUGUGUUUUUCAUUUUCGUGUUUUUGUUUUUCUACAUUGCGCUGAAACUGAUCCACUUAUUCUGGAGGUCUCUUUACCAGUCUUUGAGCCCCAGAGACCAUGUCCCCAUAGGUGGUCACCCGUACAGAGGGAAGAGAAUGGGCUUUAAAUCUCGGCAGCUCUGGAUUUGAGUCCCAGCUUUACGGUUUUUCCAGGGCAUUGCCUUUGAGCUUAGUGUCCUCCUCACUGGGGAUGAAGUACGGUGAAGACGAAGUGCCUCUCACAGGAUGUGUACACACCAGUCAGCAUCCCUCUGUGGAAGCCGUCCUGCGUGGCCGCCUCCCUCUCCCACAGUGCCCUGUGCAUCUCUGCUGCAGCAUGUGGUGUCAGUCUCUGUGAUUUGCUUGUGAGCUCGUCCUGUCCCAGCUUGGAAUCCCAGAUCGCUCGCCGCUGUGCCGUGCCCAGCAGUCUGCUAGGGAACUGCUCCUCCUGAGCUGUGUCCCUCGCUCCGGAAGUAGAAGCCCUGAUCCUUGCCUUCCAGGAGUUGCCAGGGUCUUUGAGGCAUGAAGUGAAUAUUACCUGAAACUAGGAAGAGUAUCCAAGCAGCUGUGGCGGACACUGGUGUGUCCAGGCUUCGGGGAGCCUGUGAUGAGCCUGUGCUGGCCCUUCCCUGCUUUACCACUGUCACAGCAGGGUAGAUGGCAGGGAGGAACAGGAUGGGCCCCAGGAGGGUGGUGAGAGCUGGCGGAGCAGCCAGAACAUGCAGAGAAGCCACCUGCGGGCCUGAGUAUUCCCCAGGGGCGUUCAGACAGAGGCAUGUGCUACCGUGUUUUGGUGUCCUUACAAUCAUGUAAGUUACAGUGUUAUCCAAUGUGCUGAUUAACACAUACUGCUGGUUAACAAACAGUGAAGUAAAUGUAGUGAUUUGUGAAA